This is a messenger RNA of Triticum aestivum (bread wheat), 1239 nucleotides long. RefSeq lists its product as uncharacterized. The transcript has 9 exons. The coding region runs from base 490 to 1239 and encodes 249 amino acids. The record is from RefSeq and is a predicted model, not a curated record. NCBI's taxonomy places the organism in Eukaryota, Viridiplantae, Streptophyta, Magnoliopsida, Poales, Poaceae.
AUUAUGUUGAGGUAAGAUUGAAGCCUUUUUUUAUUGAAGUGCCCUUACUGUUUUCUAUAAAGAAAUUUAUUUAUUCAUUGAGUUUGUUAAUAUAUCUUUAAUUUAUUUACUGUCCUGCUGUAAUAUUGAUGUUGGCUGUGUCCUAGAGAACCUUUGAAAUCUACAUUUGUAGCUAUAGUUUGGCAAGAGCAGUUUGAUUAGCAGCCUAGAACCACUGAUCGCUCAUGGUGUGUGAGAUGAAUUGAAUUUGUUGCUUACUCUGGAGGCUCACCGUGGUGUUCGGGCUGCUUGCCAUGCCGGCCGGAACGCCCAUACACGUGUUCAAGAACCUCCGGUGUGCGGCGACUGCCAUGCCGCAAUCAAGAUGGUCGCCAAGGUGUACAACAGAGAGACGACACGGCCAUGCCAUGAAGGUUGCAGAGCACAAUUGAUGCACUUGUUGCCGGAGUUGGCGUCCUUAUUUUCUCAAGCAAGCGUAGGUCCAGUGGCAUGGGAGCAACAUUGUUGAAGGGCCAAGGCUGCAUAGUUUGUACGCACAUCAAAGAGAAACUUGGAAUGUUUUUGUGCUCGGAUCUCGUUCGGAAGUACUACAUCAUGCAAUUCCCAAGUAAGUGGCGUCACCCGACGAGCUCCAAGCGCAGAGGAGGCAUCUCUGCGGGUUCCCCGAGGAACAACAAGAUACAUUUGAAUUCGUUGCCGAUGAGUUAUCAAUUCUUCGAAAUAGACUACGAUCCAUGGUGGUUGUUGAGGUACCUUGAUCAACUUGGAAUGGCAUCGAAGUACAACACAAAAGUGUUCUGCACGCAGACUCUCAUCGGAGGCAACUACGGCGGUCGCUGCAAUGUUUUCCAGACGUGGCUCAUAUGUGUUGAUCCAUCCUUCUGUUCUCAGUGCUCUGCUAUGGCAUCGGCUCUGCUAUGGGAUCACAAGCUGAAUGUUGCUAUGAUUAUAGCUACAUUCUCUGCUGUUGGAGGUCAAAUUUGGUGUAUCACCGAGAACCAUACUGAGAGGGAACAUUUUGUUGAUGAGAUUCCCAAGUCUUCAUCCGAGAGCCUUAACGCAUUGGCUUGCACUAAUGAAGCAGAGCGUCCAAAUACUCAAAAAGGCAAAGGAACGGAAGACAUAAGGCUCAUACAGUUCAAGGAGUGGAUGGACGAAUACAACAUUCAAUAUCCAGAUGAGGAAACAGCACGGAGCAAAUUCUCUAUCUUCAAGGCAAACGUAGAAUUGCACGGCUAG